Messenger RNA from Meloidogyne enterolobii, 823 nucleotides. The record is from the annotation of a GenBank genome assembly. Lineage: Eukaryota; Metazoa; Nematoda; Chromadorea; Rhabditida; Meloidogynidae.
CUUUAUUUUUAGCGAUGUUACCGAUGGGCAGGUACCUUCGCAUCACUGGAUUAAUAUUCGUUUGGAAUUCUAUUUCAAUUGCCUAUGGUCGUCAUCAUUAUAUGAACCCUGAUAUGCCGCCACUAGCGCAUCAAAACCAACAUAUGUUUGCUAACAAGCAUACUCACGCUGAAGCGGACCACCAAAUGAUUGGUAACAAACGUCCUCGCAGUGAGUUGGAAAAUCCUGCGCAACUGGAUGGACCCCACAGUUUUGUUCGGAAGACAAACAAAAAACGGAAAAUUGUUGAAAAUCCAAAGAUAAUGCUUGUGAUCUGGGGCGCAAAUAAUGAAAUAAUUGAUGAUCCCCACAUCAUGUUGCGACACAUGGAAAAGAGUGAAGGCUUAGUCUCAAAUGCUGAACAUCUACCGAGAACAGAAUUAACGCCAUUGAUUGACUGUUCUGAAGAUCCACCCGAAAAUGGAAUACCAACAGAACAUUGUCACUACGAUUUGCAUGUUGGAAAUGGCAUUACCAAUAUCACAUUUAGAAAUCCUGAAAUUAAAGGCAAGGUUGAAAUAUCAUACGCGUUAAAUGAGGAAUCUAAACGAAUCAGUUAUAUUGAGGAUAUUGAAAACCUCAAUGUUGCAAAAGAUCAAAAUCAUAGUGCACAAAAAGAUUUGCAUCAGAAGCACGAUCCCAAUUCUGAGGAUGUUGAUCAUCGUAACAUUCUUCAUUUAUCCUACCACAAUUUCAAACCUUAUACCUACAGUAUGAACUUUAUUUUAAGAUAAUCGUCAUUUGUAUAUUUAGUUUAUCACAUUCACGGAAUAAUCUUCUGGCG